CUCGAGCUGGUGAAGCUGCAGGAGUGGAUCAAGAAGAAGGGCCUGCGCGUGGUGGUCAUAUUCGAGGGGCGCGACGCGGCCGGCAAGGGUGGUAUUAUCAAGGUCAUCACGGCGCCGCUAAACCCGCGUGUGUGCAGCAUCAAGGCUCUGGGAACCCCCUCGGACCGCGAGCGCACUCAGUGGUACUUCCAGCGCUAUGUAGCCCACCUUCCGGCUGCGGGCGAAAUGGUUCUGUUCGAUCGAAGCUGGUAUAACCGCGCGGGGGUUGAGCGGGUCAUGGGGUUCUGCACGGAUGAAGAGUAUCGCGAGUUUCUCCGGUCGUGCCCCGAGUUUGAGCGCAUGCUGGUGCGGUCGGGGAUUAUUCUGGUCAAGUACUGGAUUUCGGUGAGUCCCGAGGAGCAGGAGAAGCGGUUUAAGGAGCGGCUGGAUCGGCCGGAAAAGCGGUGGAAGCUCAGCGACAUGGACCUGCAGUCACGGGCGCGGUGGGCGGAUUAUUCGUACGCAAAGGAUGUGAUGUUUGGGUAUUGUGAUAUCAAGCAGGCACCGUGGUAUGUGGUCCCGUCGGAUGAUAAGAAGGCGGCGAGGCUGAGUGUGAUGGCGCACUUGCUCAGCUUGAUCCCCGGAGGGCCAAGCAUGGUGGCUGAAUACUGCCGUCUCCUUGGGGGAACACGGCCCAUCAACAGCGUCCUUAUUGCCAACAAUGGCAUCGCAGCGGUCAAGUUUAUCAACAGCAUAAGAUCAUGGGCAUUCGAGACCUUUGGUCAAGAGCGAGCUAUACAGCUGGUUGCAAUGGCUACGCCGGAAGACAUGCGUGCGAAUGCCGAACACAUUCGCAUGGCGGAUACAUUCGUUGAGGUUCCUGGUGGGACUAACAACAACAACUACGCUAACGUGCAGCUUAUCGUCGAGGUCGCGGAGCGAACUAAAGUGGACGCCGUGUGGCCUGGCUGGGGUCACGCGUCUGAGAACCCGGAUCUUCCGCAGUCGCUCUCGGCUAAGGGUAUCGCGUUCCUGGGCCCUUCGGCGCAUUCCAUGGCGGCACUAGGCGACAAAAUCGGCUCCACGCUUAUAGCGCAGACGGCCCGAGUUCCAACGAUCCCGUGGAGUGGCUCCAGCAUUAUCCUGCCGGACGACCAGUGCAGGACGGAGAUCGAGGAGGAGCUGUACCACCAGGCGUGCGUGCGCACCACGGAGGAGUGUCUCGACUGCUGCAACCGCGUCGGCUACCCGGCCAUGAUCAAGGCCUCCUGGGGUGGUGGCGGCAAGGGUAUCCGCAAGGUGCACAACGAGGAGGAGGUGGUAACCCUGUUCAAGCAAGUGCAAGGCGAAGUGCCCGGCUCGCCUGUAUUCGUCAUGAAGGUGGCAGCCCUGAGUCGGCACUUGGAGGUGCAGCUGGCGUGCGACGCGCAUGGCAACGUGGUGGCGCUACACAGCAGGGACUGCAGCAUCCAGAGGCGGCACCAGAAGAUCAUAGAGGAGGGGCCGAUCACCGUGGCGCCCCCCGACGUGGUGCACGAGCUGGAGCAGGGCGCGCGGCGGCUGGCCAAGAUCGUGGGGUACUGCGGUGUGGCGACGGUGGAGUACCUCUACAGCAUGGCGGGCAACUCUUUCUACUUCCUCGAAGUCAACCCGCGCCUCCAGGUGGAGCAUCCAGUGACGGAGUGGAUCGCCGGGGUGAACCUGCCAGCAACGCAGCUCUCCAUCGCCAUGGGCAUCCCGCUCUUCCGCCUCCCCGAGAUCCGCCGCUUCUACGCCCAGGGAGGCGGGGGCUCUAGCGACUGGCGCAGCUGCGCGGACCUGGAAUCGUUCAAUUUCGACGAUGUGACCUCCACGAAGCCUAAGGGUCAUGUGGUGGCGGUGAGGGUGACGAGUGAAGACCCCGAGAACGGGUUCAAGCCCACCAGUGGACGCGUGCAGGAGCUGAGCUUCAGGAGCAAGCCGGAUGUGUGGGCGUACUUUUCGAUCAAGGCGGGCGGCCAAAUCCACGAGUUCUCUGACUCUCAGUUUGGCCACCUGUUUGCAUUCGGGCAGGAUAGGCCGGCAGCUAUAGCCAACAUGGUGCUGGCGCUCAAGUCGGUGCAGAUCCGAGGGGAGAUACACACCAACGUUGACUACACCGCCGACCUGCUCCAGGACAAGGAGUACAAGAACAACGUGAUUCACACAGGUUGGCUGGACUCGCGCAUUGCCAUGCGCAUUAAGACGCAGCGCCCUCCCUGGCACAUCUGCGUCAUUGCUGGAGGCCUCUUCAUGGCGUCCCGCACUGCAGCUGCCCGUGUGUCAGAGUACAUGGGGUACCUCGAGAAGGGGCAGAUCCCCCCAGUGAGCAUCUCACUUGUACACUUCAACCUGGUUCUCAACAUUGAUAACGUCAAGUACAUGCUCGCCCUGAGCAGGCAGGGCCCUGGCAGCUACAAGAUCCGCAUGAACCAGCAGGAGGUGCUGGCUGAGGUGCACACACUCAGGGACGGCGGUUUGCUGUGCCAACUGGACGGCAACAGUUACAUCGUGUACGCAGAGGAAGAGGCUGCGGGGACCCGCCUGCUCAUUGGGGGCCGUCCGUGCCUGCUCCAGAACGAGCACGACCCGUCCAAGCUGGUGGCCGAAACCCCAUGCAAGCUGAUGCGGCAGCUGGUAGAGGAAGGGGGCCACCUGAACAUGGACGAGCCAUACGCCGAGGUGGAGGUCAUGAAGAUGUGCAUGCCGCUGCUCGCCCCGGCCUCUGGCUGCAUCCACUGGCGCAUCUCCGAGGGCCAGACCAUGACCGCAGGAGAUCUGAUCGCCACCCUUGAUCUGGACGAUCUGACGGCCAGGAACGUCGUGCAGCAGUUCACAGGGGAUUUCCCCGAGCUGGGCACGCCCACGGUGCAGCCAGACAAGGCGCACCACCGGUUUGCGGAGGCGCUCAAGAAGGCCGGGCUGAUCCUGGCUGGAUACGAGCACAACAGCACCGAGGUGGUGGAGGAGCUGAUUCAUGGGAUCAAGGACGAGUCAGUGCCGGCGCUGCAGUGGCAGGAGAUGGCGUCUGUGCUCGCCACGCGCCUGCCCAAGGAGCUCAAGGCCGAGCUGGAUGCGCUGCUGAAGGCGUCAGAAUCAACCCAAGUAACGUCCUCCCCGCGUCUGCUCUCCUUCCCCGCGCCCGAGUGCCUGCAUGUGCUGCGCUCGUUCCUGGACCGCCUGCCUGCCAAGGACCGCAUGGGGCAGCAGCAGCUCGUGGCGCCGCUGCUGCGAGUGGCUGAGCUGCAUGCGGGCGGCCGGGAGCAAUUUGGGCUCACGGUGAUUCAGGACCUGCUGAGCCAGUACCUGAGCGUGGAGAAGAACUUCUGUGAGACGCCGCAGGCGGACGUGAUCGAGGGGCUGAGGCAGACGCACAAGAAGGACCUGGCCAAGGUGGUGGACGUGGUGCUGUCCCACCAGGGUGUGGCGCGCAAGAACGACCUGGUGGUGGCCAUUCUGGACCGCAUGGUGGCUCCCAACCCCAGCAAGCACAAGGCCAUGCUCAAAGAGCUCUCCUCGCUCUCCAAUGUCAAGCACUCCAAGGUGUUGGUGAAGGCGAAGCUCCUGCUGGAGCAGGUCCAACUGACAGAGCUCCAAGCCGGCGUGGUGCACAACCUCUCCAACCUCGACAUCUCCGAGGACGCCCUCUCCUCCGCCAGCAGCAAGCAGGAGCUCUCCUCCACAUCAUCUUCCGCAGCAGGAGGAGCAGGAGGCGGAGUAGCAGGAGGGGCUGGAGGAGACGCGGCAGACCUGCUGACUCCCAGAUCUCUGGAUCCGAAGGCGGUGAAGGAGUCUCUAGAUGCACGUAUGGAGCGGCUUGUAGACGCGCCGGUGGCCAUCGACGACGCGCUGACGUCCCUCUUUGACUACAUGGACGCUGACGUGCAGUCCCGGGCGGUCGAGACGUACAUUCGGCGGCUGUACCAGCCGUAUAUUGUGAAGGACUCUGUCACGGUGGUUGCCGGGAACAACAAGUCUGUUGUUGCCUCGUGGGAGUUUUGGGAGGAAGGACCACCGCCGUCGAUCGAGCAGCUAGAGGAGGGCCCGGAUAGCCCCACGUUCAAGGCGCCAUCUACGGGGGGUGUGAAGCGGUGGGGAGUGAUGGUGGUGGCGUCCACGCUGCAGGAGGUGAAGGAUUUGCUGCGGCCUGUGAUCUCGCAGCCGGACGGGUGGUUGCUGAGUGCGGUGGAUGGGAAGCAGACGCGCGUGGCUGCUACUAGGAAGGCCAGUGCGGAGGACCUGCCGUUUGGGGGCAUGAAGCGGAUUCGCACGUUCCUGGGGAUCCCGUUCGGGGCGGGGAAUGUUGCUCAUGUGGCUCUGCUGCCCAAACUCGACAGCCUUGCGGACAGCCCGUCCACCUUCCGCAUGGAGGACCGCAUUCACACGCUGCGCCGGUCCCUGCUGGACGCGGAUGCGGCCUCCACGCUGCACGGUGCGGGCGUGACGGCCGUGAGCUGCAUCGUGGUGCAGCACGGGCAGGGCCGUGCGCCUCUCAGGCACUGCUUCCACUGGAGCGAGGAGAGGGAAACCUUCGAAGAGUGGCCUCUCAUGCGCCACGUGGAGCCGCCUCUCUCCGACCUGCUGGAACUGCAAAAGCUGAUGAGUUUCGGCGAGAUGCAGUACAAGCGGUCGCGCAACCGCCACUGGCACAUCUACUCCACCACCGAGAAGCCCUCUGGCAUUCGCCGCCUCUUCCUCCGUUCCGUCGUGCGCCUCCCCAAAUCCGCCACUGGCGGAGGAGGCGACACCAGCCCCCCCGGCGGCAGCAGUGGAGGCAGCAGCAGCUGGAUCGGCGGUGGUGAUGCCGAUGGUGGUGCUGUGGGUGGUGGGGCGGAGGUGACGCGUGAGCCGUCGUUUUCGGACUCGCUGGUGAGCGAAUGUACGGUUCAGAUCGAGGUGGCGGCGCGGACGCUGGCGGCGGCAAUCCAGGAGGCAUUGGAUGAGCCGGAGCUGGAGACAACGCUCAAGGCGGACCAUGCCCACAUCUUCAUGGCCCUGCUGGGGUCACUGUCAUUCGAAAUGAGCCCCCGCGCCUCAGGCUUCAACCUGGCGGAGGUGGAGCGCAUGCUGUGCGGGCUGGGCCGCCUGGCAGACGCCAAGGUGGCCCCGCGCAUGCGCUCGCUGGCGCUGUGCAUGUGGGAGGCGCGUGUCAAGGUGAAGGGCGUGGGCGUGGGCUCUGGCGCCUGGCGUCUGGUGGCCGAGAACCCCAGCGGCCACGCCUGUCUCGUGCAGGCCUACAUGGAAGCCGACGACGCAGCCGGCAAGAACUUUGUCUACUUCUCCUCGCCGCCCAAGCUGCCGCGCACCGACAUGCCAUCAUGGCCCGACAACGCACUCAUCCUCCCGCCCGCCGCGCUCCCCGUGCGCGUCACCUCCUCGCUGCUGCCCAUGCCGUCCCCCUCCGGCCCCCCGGGGGGUGGUGGCACCACGAUGACCCUCAAGGGCAUGGGCCCGCUGCAUGGCACGCCGCUCUCCGCGCCGUAUGGUCCGUUGAGCUCCAUUGACAAGAGGAGGCUGGCGGCUAGGAAGGCCGGGACCACCUUCUGCUAUGACUUCCUCUCCAUCUUCGAGGAGGCGUUGAAGCAGAUCUGGGCGGCAGCAGAGGCCAAGGGCACGCACACGGCGCCGCCCGCCCCGCACCUCACCUACAAGGAGCUCAUCUUCGCCGACCCAAACAUCGCAUGGGACGCAAAGCUACAGGAAACCAGCCGCCCGGCGGGGCUGAACAGCAUCGCAAUGGUCGGCUGGCGGCUCACCCUCCGCACUCCCGAAUUCCCCGACGGUCGCACGGUCUACAUCGUGGCAAACGAUGUUACCCGAGGGGCCGGCGCGUUUGGCCUGCAUGAGGACAUGCUUUUCCAUGCGAUUACUCUCGAGGCGAUCAAGAACAAGGCGCCGCUGCUGUAUCUCGCUGCGAACUCGGGUGCGAGGAUUGGGAUCGCAGAGGAGGUGAAGCGGUGCCUGCAUGCCGCGUGGCUGGACGAGAAGAACCCCGAGCGAGGGUUCCAUUACCUGUAUCUCACUCCGGAGGACUAUACUCGAGUGCGGUCGUCUGUGGUGGCGCAUGAGGUGGUUAUGGAGCCGUCAGGGGAGCGGAGGUGGGUGCUGACGGAUAUUAUCGGCGCUGAGGAAGGUCUUGGUGUGGAGAAUCUGUCCGGGAGUGGUGCGAUCGCGAGCGUGUUCUCGCGCGCUUUCCACGAGACGUUCACGCUGACAUUUGUCACGGGGCGGACGGUGGGUAUCGGCGCGUACCUGGCGCGGCUGGGCAGCCGGGUGAUUCAGAGGCAGGACCAGCCGAUUAUUCUGACAGGGUUCUCUGCGCUGAAUAAGCUGCUCGGGAGGGACGUGUAUUCGUCGCACAUGCAACUGGGAGGACCCAAGGUUAUGGCUGUCAACGGCGUGGUUCACAACACCGUCGCGAACGAUCUCGACGGCGUUCUGACGAUCCUCCGCUGGCUGUCAUACGUCCCGGCGGCCGUUAACCGCCCGCUGCCGAUUGUCCCGAAGCCGCUCGACCCGCCGUCGCGCAAGGUGGAGUACAACCCUACGACCUCCUGUGAUCCCCGCGCUGCUGUGGCCGGGACCCAGUCUGGUACCCGCUUCCUCCGGGGGAUCUUCGACGAGGGUAGCUUCAUGGAAAUGCUGGACGGGUGGGCGAAGACGGUGGUUGUGGGGCGGGCGCGGCUGGGCGGCAUUCCUGUCGGGGUGAUUGCUGUGGAGACACAGACGGUGUUCCAGAACAUUCCGGCGGAUCCCGGGCAGCCGGAUUCACAUGAGCGGGUGCUGCCACAGGCCGGGCAGGUGUGGUAUCCGGAUUCGGCUGCGAAAACGGCCCAGGCGCUUCUAGACCUGCGUUUGGAGGGGCUGCCUCUGUUUAUUCUCGCCAACUGGCGCGGGUUUUCUGGAGGGCAGAGGGAUCUGUUCGAAGGGGUGCUUCAAGCGGGAUCGCUUAUAGUGGAGCAUUUGAGGACGUAUGAUCAGCCGGUGUUUGUGUAUAUCCCGAGGAAGGGCGAGCUGCGGGGCGGUGCGUGGGUCGUUGUGGACCAUAGGAUCAACCCACACAUGGUGGAGAUGUACGCUGAGGAUUCGGCGAGAGGAGCCGUGCUGGAGCCGGAAGGAGUGGUGGAGAUUAAGUUCCGGAAAAAGGAGCUUAUCGACGCGAUGCACAGGCUAGACCCGGAGAUUAUCGACUUGGAUAAGGCGCUGAGGGCGGCGAAGCAGCAGCAGGCACAGGGGAGCGAUAAUGGUUCAGUGACGGUUACUGAGGGGCUGAUCGCGCAGAGAGAGAAGGCGCUUCUGCCUGUGUAUACCCAGAUUGCGGUUCGGUUUGCAGAGCUGCAUGAUACCCCGCGGAGGAUGGCGGCCAAGGGCGUGAUCCGGGAUAUUGUCACUUGGGAGAAUUCGAGGGCGUAUUUCUACUCGAGGUUGUGUCGGAAGGUUGCGGAGGACGGGCUUGCAAGGCAGUUCAUGUUACAGGUGGAUGGGCUGGGGAAGAUUGACGCGAUUGCGGAGGUGAAGCGGUGGUAUCUUGAUGAGCAGAGGGUGAAGCGGGGGGAGAUUGAGGCGCUCCGGACGAGUGAGGCGAUCGAUGGGGAUGAGUGGGUGGAUGAUAAGCAGUUCAUGGCUUGGGUGCAGGGCACGAGGAGGAAUGCGGAGGGGUUCAGGAGGAGGGUGAUGAGUCUGAGGGGGGGGAGGCUGGCGGCGGUGCUGACGAGGGAGAGGGACGCUGGGAGCAUUGCGGACGGGCUGGCACAGGCUGUUGCCAGCGUGCUGCAGGCGCUCCCUGCUAAUGCGCGCAAAGACGCUGCCGCCAAGCUCGCCCAAGUGCUGGGUCAGCAGUGA
Molecule: messenger RNA, 7839 nt
Organism: Closterium sp. Naga37s-1
Lineage: Eukaryota; Viridiplantae; Streptophyta; Zygnematophyceae; Desmidiales; Closteriaceae
Source: the annotation of a GenBank genome assembly